ACAGAUUUGCAAAGUACUCCUGAGCAAGAACAACUCUCAAGAAAACAAAAAGAAAAAAAAAGAUGGCGCAAGUGUUUUGGACAAUCUUGGCAGUGAUCUUGACCACUCUUGGCGUCAAUGGUCAGAUCAAUUGGUGUCAGAUGGAGGCGCAGUACUGCAGCGGAAGUGAACACAUUGCCUGUCAACCAAACAGCUUCCCAAUGGGUCAGAAUGUGAGGAAUAUUCAAAUAAUUCCCAUGCUUCCGUCUCUCAUCCAAGCUGGAGUAGAUCGUCACAACUAUCACCGCAGCAACGUAGCAGCAGGACGCGUUUGGGGCAUCCCGAGUGCAACAACAAUGCAACAGAUGACGUGGCAUUCUGAUCUGGCUUUCGUAGCAGCUGAACACGCUCGUCAUGCUAAUUUCCAGCAUGAUCAGUGCAGAUCUUUCUCAGAGUUCCCCUUUUCUGGGCAAAAUCUUGCCAUCAGGUGGUCAUCUCAGCCCUUCUCCGACUACACCGGUGAAUUUAUCUCCUUCAUCGAUAUGUGGUACGACGAUGAGAUGCCAAUUGUGAGGGAUCAAAUGCCAGGAUGUAUCAACAACUUCCAAUCCGCUUGCUUGCCUGCUGGACACUUCACAGUGAUGGUGAAGGAGAACAACAGAGCUCUGGGAUGCGCUCUCGUGUCUUUUGAGCAGUUUAUGAGCAACAGCUGGUGGUACGCCAUGAUGGUCACAUGCAACUAUGCUGAGACCAACAUGCUGAACCAGCGCAUCUUUGCAACAGGAACACCCUGCUCUGGAUGUGGUGCAAUUGGAAGGCAGUGUGAUGCUUCAACUAGUCUCUGUGUAUAAAAACAGAGCUUUUAAAGUCAACGAGGAAAGAUUUUAUCCUGAUCUACAGUCAUGGACCUCUGCCUAAGUACACAAAGUCCUUAAUUAAUCAGUUAAUUUUUCUUGUUUGAGCUCAAAACAUCGGUGGUGGUAAAUAAAGGGUUUAAAGCAGCAUAA
Messenger RNA from Lutzomyia longipalpis, 986 nucleotides. RefSeq names its product antigen 5 like allergen Cul n 1-like. The coding region runs from base 63 to 830 and encodes 255 amino acids. The record is from RefSeq and is a predicted model, not a curated record. The transcript has a single exon. Lineage: Eukaryota; Metazoa; Arthropoda; Insecta; Diptera; Psychodidae.